Messenger RNA from Didymodactylos carnosus, 681 nucleotides. The record is from the annotation of a GenBank genome assembly. NCBI's taxonomy places the organism in Eukaryota, Metazoa, Rotifera, Eurotatoria, Philodinida, Philodinidae.
AUGCCAAACUCGUUUAUGUUUGAUGAUGGCUUAAUCAAUCAAAUUAAAGCGAUUCAAUAUCAAAUAGUUACAGUCGAAAAUUUAAUUAAUAAUCGAUUGAAAAAUGAAACGAAGAAUCAAAAUCAAUUAAAAUUUCAUUCACUAACAUUUCUUGAUCCGUAUGGUAAUGAAAUAGUUAAUAAACGUAUGGAUCAUGAAUUGAUCAAUAAAACGGUCAAAAUAUAUAAGAAAGAUUAUGUACCGAAAUAUUUGCAACGAUGGAUACAAAUUGGCAAGAUAGAUCAUGGUCAUAUUUCAUCAAUAGAGGAAUCUGAGUCAAUAUGGGCUAUGUCUAAAUGUAUAAGUAGUGAUCAACUUAUUGCGUAUGGAGAAGUGUCUGUAUGGUUGGGAAGUUACGAUAAUUCAACUUUUAAUAAAUAUGUACUAAAAGUUGUAUUAAUGGAUAAUAUGGACAAAAUCAAAAGACAAAUAGCUAACCUUGAACGCUUUACGUUUAUGGAGCUAAAAUCAUGUAUAUUAGAUCAUCAUGACGAAUUAAACGAAAGAGAUUGGAAUGAAGGUAAAGUACUUAAAUGGGAAGAUACAAUUAUGUCAAGUGGAUUAUAUCAAGAAAAUUGUGUUUUAGUAGCAAAAAUCAGGAAUGAAAAGGUAACGUGCCACACCAUUAUUGUACAUAAAUAG